AUGGAAAGCUUUUGCAAAAGAAAUGAUUUAACUAUGACAUUAGUUAAAAAAGAACCAGUCGAUGAAUGUGAUGAUCACAUUUUAGAAGAAAAAUCAAAAAACGAACAAGACAUUAAAAAUGAAUAUAGCGAAUGUAAUGAAUUUGGCAAAAAUAAUCCAAUAUACAAUGAAUAUGAAGAUAAUGAACAAAAUGAAAUCAAUGAAAAUUGA
Molecule: messenger RNA, 210 nt
Organism: Macrosiphum euphorbiae (potato aphid)
Lineage: Eukaryota; Metazoa; Arthropoda; Insecta; Hemiptera; Aphididae
Source: the annotation of a GenBank genome assembly